Messenger RNA from Onthophagus taurus, 3134 nucleotides. It is a transcript of the gene egh, whose product is annotated as egghead. The record is from RefSeq and is a predicted model, not a curated record. Gene Ontology annotation, cellular component: cytoplasm. Gene Ontology annotation, molecular function: beta-1,4-mannosyltransferase activity. Lineage: Eukaryota; Metazoa; Arthropoda; Insecta; Coleoptera; Scarabaeidae.
CCUAAAGCGGUCGUGGUAGACAGUGUGUUAUGGCGCCCUUCCGACUUUAACCUCCCUUAAAGGCCGGUUAGUGUGACAGGAACAUCGAGAGAAACGUAUCCGAAAGGUUUAAGGAAGCGCCGUAGCACACUUCGAUGCGAUCGACCGACCAAAUAAUCUUGUAUCAGUGUAAUUUCGAGCGUGCAAAUCUUGUAAACCGGUACGGUUUCGAGUAGUUGAAAGAUUCUCGAGGGUUGAGUUCGAGUGCCGCGCUAAAAGUAAGAGAGAAAAGAAAGAAGUUGCUAGGGAAAAAGAUGCUGAGCAGCCGAACAAAACACUUGAUGCACUGUUGCUUGCUAUUCACGAUAAUCGUGUUGUUUGAGAUUUUUACGGGGGCUUUGAAAAUUUGGCCGGACGAAACGCUCGAAAUUAACCCCUGGGUUAGGUACGGAUACUUGUGGACGGUGGUGUUGUACUUGUUGAGACUGGUUACGUUCCUGCCGCUACCCCAAGUGCUGUUCAAUUUCGCCGGUUUAACGCUGUAUAAUGCGUUUCCGGACAAAGUGGUGCUAAAGGGCAGUCCAAUUUUGGCGCCAUUCAUUUGCAUCAGGGUGGUUACCAGAGGAGAUUAUCCCCAAUUGGUAAAGUCCAACGUUCUUAGAAAUAUGAACAAAUGUACCGAUGCCGGGAUGGAAAACUUUUUAUUAGAGGUAGUGACCGACAAAAAGAUCGGAUUGGACCAAAACAGAAGGGUUAGAGAAAUCGUCGUUCCUCCUAAUUACCGGACGAAAUCGGGUGCUCUUUUUAAGGCCCGGGCUCUUCAAUACUGUUUAGAAGACGACGUUAAUAUCCUCGCGGAAAACGAUUGGAUCGUUCAUUUAGACGAAGAAACCCUUCUUACAGAAAACUCGGUUAAAGGUAUCCUCAACUUUGUCAUGGAUGGUAAACACCAAUUCGGACAAGGUCUUAUUACUUAUGCCAACGAAGAAGUCGUCAAUUGGAUCACCACUUUGGCCGAUAGCUUUAGGGUCGCCGACGAUAUGGGAAAACUUCGUUUUCAAUUCAAUAUGUUUCACAAACCUUUGUUCAGUUGGAAAGGAUCUUUUGUUGUUACCCAGUUGGGAGCUGAAAAGAAAGUAUCCUUCGACAACGGUUUGGAUGGUUCCGUCGCGGAAGACUGUUUCUUCGCAAUGCGAGCGCUCGAUGAAGGUUACAGUUUCAACUUUAUCGAAGGCGAAAUGUGGGAAAAAAGUCCUUUUACACUUUGGGAUUUUGUCCAGCAACGAAAACGUUGGCUUCAAGGAAUAUUGUUGGUCGUCCAUUCGAAAGCGUUGCCCUUCAAGAAAAAAGUCUUACUGGCCAUCUCGUGUUACUCUUGGGUCACUCUACCUCUUUCAGCGUCCAACGUCGUUUUGGCAGCUUUGUGUCCGAUUCCGUGUCCCCCGUUUAUAGACAUUCUAUGCGCCUUUAUAGCCGCCGUUAAUAUUUAUAUGUACGUUUUUGGUGUAGUCAAAUCAUUCACUAUUUAUCGGUUCGGUUUGUUGAGGUUUCUUUUGUGCAUUGGUGGGGCGUUACUCACAAUGCCGUUUAAUGUUAUUAUUGAGAAUGUUGCGGUUAUUUGGGGAGUCAUUGGGAAGAAGCACAAAUUUUAUGUUGUAAACAAAAAUGUUCGACCCGCUGUAACCGUUUAGUUUAAUUUAAUAUAUUUUUAGUUAGUUUUAUUAAUUUUUAGGUUGAGAGGAACCAAAACGACUUAUAGGUUAUAUUUUGAGAAUUGAGGGCGGAGAAGAGGAUUACUUAAAAAUCUCGAUAUUAUGAAAAAAUAUUAAUUAAUGGUUUUAAUUUGUAUAUGAUGGGUUUGGUGGUGGUUUAAAUAUAAAAGGGAAAAUUGGGACCAAUUUUAUGGGAUCCUUUUUUUAAAAAUCCUUUUGAUUUCAAUUCAAAAAUUUCUUUAGUAUCUUUAAAUUAAUUUUAAGUUUAAAGAGUGUUUACUAAAGAAAUUUUAACACAUUAAUAAUUUUUUAUGAGAAUGAAAUCGCCAAACUUCUCAUAUAUUGAUUAUUUAUAACCUUACCUCUUCUCCUUAAGAAAAAAGUCACAUUGUACUCGUGUCUAUUGUACGAAGGGUGUUAAAAGAAUCACCUCUCAUAAAUAGAAAUCAAAUGGAUGUGACAAUAAAGCACAAAUCGUAAAAAAGCACAAGGACAACGAUGAUGGGUAUUAAAAAUAUUCUAAAUAGAGUUGAGAUGAUAUAAUUCGUACGUGAGAAGUGGUUAUAAUGUAAAAAGAAAAAUUAAUUUUAAAAGUAAUUUUUAAUUUUACAAAUAAGAACACUCGUCUUUACGUUUUUACGGAGUUUUAAAUUAAGUAAUACUUAAAUGGCGAAUUUAGAUCUCUGUUUUCCCUCCUUUUUCCCCUUCGCAUAGAACAAAUAAUUAUUAAUUCUUCUCAAAACUUUUUUUUUGGUUUCAACGAAUGUUGCCAAUUAUAUUUAUAUAAACGGAUUAUACACCGAUUGCCAACAUUAAAAAUAUGCCUCGUUGCAUUCCACGUUCCUGUAAUUAGCACCUUAAAAUCCUUAUUUAUUUUUUUCUAGAAUAUUCUCUUUAUUAAUUAUCCUUAAAUAUUUUUUAAGAUUAAGUACUACUUAUUAUCGCCUGUAAUUUGUACAUAGAUAAAAAUACAUUCAUUGUACGAUUUCGCUUAGGAAGACCAAACAAGAGAUAAAAGUGUUGAGGAACAAAUGGGUUUAUGUGUACUCAAACUGAAACGUUUGGGACCUCAUUAUGCCACGUUUUUUUUUUCAUUUUUUUAGUGCCAUUGUUAAUUGUUAAAUAUGUAUUCGUAUGUAUUUAUUACUAUAGCGAGAACAAAACAGUGACUGUAUCAUAAUAUUAUACCCGUGUAGAAGGACGUAAUUUAUUCGUGAUUAUAUUUUUUUGUACGUGUGUGUGUAUCGUGUCUUCGAUUUAAUUCUUUUUUGCGCGCCCAGUUUAAAGUUGUUGUGUAUAUUUUUGUAUUAUUAUCAUUUAUAUAUAUAUUUUUUUUGUUUUAAAAUGUCUUUCGUGAUUAUAUCAUUUUUUUUUCAGUUGGUAUACAGUAUUAGUUUUGGUAUACAGUAUUCCAUUCGCAAAUAAAUCAGUGUCUUGAAGUAA